This is a messenger RNA of Ipomoea nil (Japanese morning glory), 1279 nucleotides long. Its product is annotated as protein LSD1-like. Lineage: Eukaryota; Viridiplantae; Streptophyta; Magnoliopsida; Solanales; Convolvulaceae. The record is from RefSeq and is a predicted model, not a curated record. The coding region runs from base 364 to 891 and encodes 175 amino acids. The transcript has 7 exons.
GGAUUGGGGAAGGGCAUUGUCGAAUUCGGGUCGUAUCUUCUGUGUGCUCGGUAGCCUCCAGGAAGGAAAACGCUACAAAUCUUCAUCACGAGUUUCCAUCAAUUCAAUUGGAUAAAUUAUGUCUCUUCAUCGUUGAAUUCAAAGCCCUUCCCUUACCUGAAAGUCAAAGAACGCGAAUUCGUGUUAAGCGGAGAAGAAUAUUCUUCUUUCUAUUUGUUUUAUUAUUCUUAAUAAAGGAAACUCGGAUAAGAUUUCCGUUCGGAAUCGCAGUAUCGUUCGUCGGUUUCUCUGUAAUUUGCUUAUCUGAUCAAUCUCGUCUCUUGGGCUUCAGAUUUGCUCCUUCAUCAGUGUUAAGUUACAGAUAUGCAGAGCCAGGUGGUUUGUAACGGGUGUAGGACUAUUCUUCUUUAUCCCAGGGGAGCCUCAAAUGUCUGCUGUGCAGUCUGCAAUGCCCUCACUCCUGUCCCGCCUCCUGCAAUGGAAAUGGCUCAACUCAUAUGUGGAGGCUGUCGAACACUGCUGAUGCAUCCCCGUGGGGCUACUAGUGUGAGAUGUUCAUGCUGUCAUACGGUUAACCUUGUGCCAGGACCAAACCAGUUUGCUCAUGUUAACUGUGGAAACUGCCGUACAAUGUUGAUGUAUCCGUCUGGAGCUCCCUCUGUUAAGUGUGCUGUGUGUCACUUCAUCACUAAUGUUAAUCAGGCAGGAGAUACAAGAGCGCCUAUUCAACCCCACACACCCAAUGGAACUGCUACAUCUUCAUCAAUGACACCUUCUUCGACAGCUACAUCUCGACCACAGAAUCAAACUGUAGUUGUCCAGAACCCCAUGUCAGUUGAUGAAAGCGGGAACUUGGUGAGGAACGUUGUUGUUGGUGUGACAACAACGUAGAGUUGGCGGUGGAACAUCUUAAAUCUCAUUGGUUUGCAUCCACUCCAGAGGUUAGCUUACUCUAUUGGUAAAGAUGAAUAUAGAGACGAUGAGUACCUGCAUUUGAAAUGUGGUAAAUGAUUGGUGGUGUUGAUAUUGUAAAGAAAAAUCGCGGCUAUUGUGAAGAUUUUGGUUGUAAUUUGUGUACUGUAUUGAUUUGCUGUAGAUGGAAUUUUCAUGUUGUGAUUACUCAUUUGACAUUCAUCAGUUCUGUAUGUACCUAAACACUACUGUACUCCAUGUAAACACCAUUACUGGAACUGGGUAGUGGUGAUGAUUUUCACGUUUCAACCUGUGGAUUUUUACAUGUUAUAGGGUGUUUGGUUGGCAGUAAUUGUAAUUCUUUUCC